Messenger RNA from Dicrocoelium dendriticum, 428 nucleotides. Lineage: Eukaryota; Metazoa; Platyhelminthes; Trematoda; Plagiorchiida; Dicrocoeliidae. The record is from the annotation of a GenBank genome assembly.
GCGUCAGCUCCGUUCGUUCUUGGGAGUGGUGGCAUAUGAUUCAAAGUUUGUGCCCCAGUUCGCAGAGAAGGUCAGCCCGUUGUUAAAGCUGCUUCGCAAGGACGUGCCCUUCGUGUGGACAGCUGAAGCGGAUCAGGCCUUUGACCAUCUAAAGGCAGGCAUCGCAGAAGCCCCGACAUGUCUACGGCUACCCAAUCCUGGUGAGAGGUUCACUGUGGCUGUCGACGCAAGCAACGUGGCAAUCGGUGCGGUUUUGUCUCAACCGGCUGGGGUGGUGGAGUACGCGAGCAGAGUGCUGACGGGGGCGGAACAGAAGUAUUCAACAACGGAGAAAGAAUGCUUGGCCAUCGUGUGGGCGUUAGAGAAGUGGAGAAAUUACUUACUGGCGAAUGAAUUCCGGGUCGUCACUGACCACAAACCGCUCUCGU